Messenger RNA from Impatiens glandulifera, 1948 nucleotides. RefSeq names its product U3 snoRNP-associated protein-like YAO. Lineage: Eukaryota; Viridiplantae; Streptophyta; Magnoliopsida; Ericales; Balsaminaceae. Bases 134 to 1645 code for a protein of 503 amino acids. The record is from RefSeq and is a predicted model, not a curated record. The transcript has 7 exons. Gene Ontology annotation, molecular function: protein binding; snoRNA binding. Gene Ontology annotation, cellular component: small-subunit processome.
CCUCGAUAUUCCAUGUUUGUAUCUCCGUCAACUAAACAAAGAUUCUGUGUUAUUUCGAUCGUUGUUUAAUUUUCAGGCAUUUAGUUUCGUUUGAUUCUCUACUGAGCAUCCGUUUGUUCUAAGAACAAAAGUGAUGAAGAAGAAUGCUUCAUCGAAGAAGGGGAGCAGAGGAGGGAAGAGAAGUUCCGUUAUCAGCCAAGACCCAUUCUUUGAAUCUGAACCGAAGCGAAGAAAGAAAUUUGAUGAGGACGAGGAUAUAGUUAGUAGCGAAGAUGACUUCGAAGACGAUGGAAAGGCCUUCGGUGGAGAAGACAAGGCUGUGGAGGAAGAAGAAGAGGAGACUGCUGCUGAGACGAGGAAGAGAUUGGCUGAAGCUUAUUUGGAGAAGAUAAGGGCCAUAGCGAGCAGAGAAAAGGAAAAUGACGACGGGAUGGAAAGUGGCGACGAGGACGAGCGAGAAGGAGAGAGAGAUUCUUUGGUGGCGAAGAUACUGCAGCAGGAGCAGCUGGAAGAGAGUGGAAGGGUCCGUAGAUUGAUUGCUUCGAGGGUUCAGAAGCCAGAGGAGAGUGAUGAAUUUAGGAUCAUAGUCAAGCACCGUCAGUCUGUAACUGCUGUAGUACUCUCUGAGGAUGAUAGUUUUGGGUUUUCAGCUUCCAAGGAUGGCUCAAUUGUCAAUUGGGAUGUUGAAAGUGGAAAAGCUGUAAAAUAUCUAUGGCCUUCGGACCAUGUUUUAAAGGCACAUGGAUUGAAAGAUCCCCAAGGCAAAGCUAAAAAGCAGAGUAAACAAGUUAUGGCAUUGGCCAUUAGUUCUGAUGGACGUUACCUUGCAAGUGGAGGGUUAGAUCGCCAUAUACAUUUGUGGGAUACUCGAACCCGUGGUCAUAUUCAGGCUUUUCCUGGCCAUAGGGGACCUGUAUCAUGUUUGGCUUUUAGAUAUGGCACUUCAGAACUUUUUUCUGGUUCAUUUGAUCGGACAGUAAAAAUUUGGAAUGUAGAAGACAGAGCUUACAUCAACACAUUAUUUGGUCAUCAAAGUGAAGUGUUAACCAUUGAUUGCUUGAGAAAAGAGCGCGCUUUAACUGUUGGACGUGAUCGAACAAUGCAUCUUUUCAAGGUUCCAGAAGAGUCACGAUUGGUGUUCCGUGCUUCAACAUCAUCUCUUGAAUGCGGCUCUUUUAUUAAUAAUGAUGAAUUUUUAUCGGGUACUGAUGAUGGAAGCAUUGAGCACUGGACUGUAAUGCGUAAGAAGCCUGUACAUACUGUCAAAAAUGCUCACGCUACUGUGAAGUAUUGUAGUGAUGAAGGAUUAUCAAAUGGUAUUAAAGAAAAUGGUUCUCAUGUACCUGAAAACAAUUGUAAAGCUGCUGAUUCUUGGAUAAGUUCGAUAUCGGUAUGUAGAGGUAGUGAUAUUGCAGCAUCAGGUGCUGGCAAUGGUUCUGUCCGGCUCUGGGGUAUUGAAAAUGAGGCCAAAGGCAUUAGACCAUUGUUUGAUCUUCCAAUUGUGGGGUUUGCAAAUUCAUUAGCUUUUGCAAAAUCAGGGAAGUUUCUGGUUGCAGGAAUUGGCCAGGAACCUCGAUUAGGAAGAUGGGGUCGCGUUCCUGCUGCCCAGAACGGUGUGGCUAUUCAUGCUUUGAAACUCUUAUGAAUGGAGUUUAUAAAAUUUUGACUUACUGAAAGAAAAGAUAAGAGCAUCACAUUCAACAGAUUUGUCAUUAUAAUGUCAACUGUUUUGAAUUCAGUCAUUUUUGUCAUCUUUAUUUCAAGGAAAUUUUAGACAGGCAAUUUUAGCAUAUGGUGUUCUUGUAGCAAAUUAUUGUUGUUUUUUUGUGGUGUUAUUUAUUUUACUUCAAUUUCAAAGACAUGCACAUGAUUUGUGUAUUUAUGUACUCUUUUUUUGUUAACAUGGAUUAGCCAGCCUCGUUAUAAUAACAUUUUUUUUUAUCUUUCA